GAGGCUGGCGAAGAAAACUGGGACGCAGAGAGCUGCCAAACGCUCCCAUCGCCGGCAGUCUCCCACACCAAAUGUCUGUGCAGCAAGCUGUCCACCUUUGCAGUGUUAGCGCAGAAAGCUAAAGAACCGGCUAUGGGGCCCUCCAGUAUGCCGUCUGUGCCCCUCAUGGUGGGCUGUGGCAUAUCCUGUACGGCUCUACUCAUUCUGCUGCUCAUCUAUGCUGCCUUCUGGAGGUACAUUCGUUCAGAGAGGUCCAUCAUUUUGGUGAACUUCUGCUUGUCCAUACUGGCCUCAAAUGUGCUUAUACUGGUGGGACAGUCCCAAACUCUUAGUAAGGGACUGUGCACUGUGACCGCUGCCUUUUUGCACUUCUUCUUUCUGGCUUCUUUCUGCUGGGUUUUGACGGAAGCGUGGCAAUCCUACCUGGCCGUGAUUGGCAAGAUGAGGUCCCGCCUCAUUCGGAAGCGUUUCCUGUGCCUGGGCUGGGGUCUUCCAGCCCUUGUAGUCGCUGUAUCUGUGGGUUUCACCCGAGCUAGAGGUUACGGCACACCAAGUUAGUAAGUAUCACUGAUGCAGUGUAGUCUCGCAA
Messenger RNA from Pimephales promelas (fathead minnow), 589 nucleotides. NCBI's taxonomy places the organism in Eukaryota, Metazoa, Chordata, Actinopteri, Cypriniformes, Leuciscidae. The record is from RefSeq and is a predicted model, not a curated record.